Mycena citricolor is the source of this 7289-nucleotide messenger RNA. The record is from the annotation of a GenBank genome assembly. NCBI's taxonomy places the organism in Eukaryota, Fungi, Basidiomycota, Agaricomycetes, Agaricales, Mycenaceae.
GUCAGUAUCCGCCCCUUGGACCCCACACGCAGCGUCAGUCAAUUAAAAGCUUGCGGGUCCCCUGCAUCACCUUCUUUCCCUCUACCACUCCCCACACCAAAACCAUGAACAACCACGAAACGAUAUCCAUCUCUCGCGCCACCUCCAUCUCCCGCGCUAGCAAACAGGGCUCGACCCUCUCGCGCAACCAGUCGCUCAUCAAGAAGAACACGGCCCCGCACGACCUGCGUCCGUCCGAUAUCCUCAUUGAGCGCUUCGUCGCGUGGAAGGCCAUCGUCAAGCAGCUCAUAGCCUACUUCGAGGGCGUCGCGGAUGUGCACAACGCCAGUGCGAAGGAGUUGACCAAGCUCGGGGCUGUGAUCCAGGUCCCGUUCAGGGCGGGGAACCAGUUCUUGGGCGAGGGCGGACUGCAGGACAUCUACUAUGACAUCCGAGACAAGACGCGCGCAGUUGCAGACCAGCACGCGAACCUCGGUCGUACAAUCGACAGUUCGAUCGUGCAGCACUUGCAGAAGCUGCGGACGGAGAUCAAGGCGCAUAUCAAGAACGUUCAGAACGAUACGGGCAAAUUAGCUACCAACGUCGCUAAGGAACGCGAGCUGUCUGAGCGUCUCAUCUCAGAGCUUUCCUCUGGAAUCUCUUCGUUCAAGAACACCCCCAUGUCUGUUACCAACCGAACCGACCCAUACGUCAUCAACACUGCCGUCCAACGUCAACUCACGAAACAAGUCCAUGAAGAGAAUCUCCUGCAGAAGUCGAUCAUCAUUAUGCAGCAAAAUAGCGCGCACUUCGAAGAAGGCAUCGUGAGGGCGAUCCAAUCAGCAUGGCAGACAUACGAUGAGUGGCAGGCCCGCAUGAGCCAGACCGUCUCCACCAUCCACACAGAGCUCACCACCCACAUGUCAUCCCUCGCCCCAGACCGUGAAUGGCUCGCAUUCAGCGGCCGCUCGGACCACCUUCUCGACCCGGACACUCCGCUGCGGAACCCGCUCACGAUCAACUACCCAAGCAAGGAGGACACGAGCGUGCAAGCCGUGCACACCGGAAUGCUCGAGCGCAAGAAGCGUUUCACCAGAACGUACCGCGAGCACUAUUUCGUGCUUACGCCUGCCGGAUUCCUACAUGAAUACGCCAGCGCAGACCCGCUUGUCGCGCGCGAGCCGGUGUUCAGCCUGUUCCUGCCCAUGUGCACGCUCGGGCCGCCGAGCAACGCCAGCGCCAAAUCGCACAAGUUCCAUAUCGAGGGCAGGAAGGACGGCAGCGGGACGACGAAGAGCGGGAGCGUGCGCCGGUCGCUGAGUAUCACUCGGCUGUCGGGCGGCGACCAUGCAUGGAGUUUCCGUUCGAGAAGCCGCGAGGAUAUGAUGGAAUGGUGGAACGACAUCCGAAUGCUCUGUGCGCGGUACCUCGUCGCGAGCGAGCAGAUGGAGCGGAGCGGGCCGGUUGCGGCUGCUGUGCGGUCGGCUGGGUACAUCAGCGAUGAGGAAGAUUCUGAGGAAGGAAGCAGCAUCGACGAGGAAGACGACGACGACGAGUUGGAGUAUGUCGACGUGCACGAAGAGAUGGGUCCGCCGAGUUACUCUAACGGACCGCAUGCGUUGGAGAUGGGCGCAAAUGGGUACCCGGUCGACAAGAAGGGUCAUUCGCGCAAUCCAUCCGCUGCGGAUGGCGGUGCCAAUGUCUCCCGCCGACCGAGCAAGCGGCAGCAGGAAAAGGCACCGGAAGGCCGGCCCCCGCACGCAGCCGAGGAGCCAACCGCUGUGCCGGAGCCGCCAGUCGAUGACGCUGCCGCUGCGCCCCCCGUGGAGAGUCGGUUCCAUGAAGACGUCUAGAUCCAGCGCCGUGUUCCCGGACGUUUACUUCUACUGUAUUUGUACGACCUCUGUUCUUAGGAUUGGUUCUGAAUGAUUGAUUCAUCAUGGAUAUCUGCAUUGACGGGGAAUACGAUGUUACAGACUUCUCCAACGCUUGACAACGACUUGUUGAAUGCAGGGACCUGUUUGGAUCGAGCCAACAGUUCUUCCUACGAAUAGACCUGGGUGAUCAAGAUAGUAAGGCGAAGUAAAUGAUGCGCGCAGCAGCAAGCAACAAAUGAGAGUUGUCCUCUCAUCAGAAUGAGUUGGUCACUAAUACCUCCCCGUGGUGAUCAGAGAUGAGUGUUGCCCGUGCCUCGAGGGCAACCCAGUGCGAGAGGCUGCGCCUAGUCCCACAUGGUGGGGCGCAUGAGUGCAAUAAAGCGCAUACAUGUGUGCCGGCGACGCGCCAGCACUAACUUCUCGAUCGCUCCUGAAUGGGUUGGAGAGCCUGUGCUUACGGGUACAGCGGAGAGCGUGAUAGAUGGCAGGGACACAGCGGAUUGGACCCAGACUUGGCUAGACGAGGGGCACAAAGACGGGGUCGGACUGGUCGGCACUCGUGUGCUGUAAUGACAGUGGGCACAUGGCUGGUAAUCCAGCCUGGGGGAUGCCAUUCGCGACGUUCUGAGCGAGCUGCGUGGUAAGCCGGCCCCAAUCCAGUUCUACAAGUGACGUGGACAUCGUUCCAUAGGUUGGGCCUGGCGUAUGGUAUGAUUCUCGAAACAUGACACUCGGCGGAUAUGGAGCACGGUAUGGGUCAGACACGUGGAAAGGAGGCACAGCAGAGGGGGAAUGAGCGGCUCUAGUAGCUCGUCUCUCAUUGCCUCGUUUUGGCUCUCCCGUGCCAAGACCUGUUCAGCGUAGUGACCCGUGAAGCGGAGACCGUGCGGGUAUAUCUGCGCCUGAAAUAAGCCUCAAUCGUGCGGGCUUCCCGGUUGAUCUGAUCUUGGAACACGUCCAACAACUCCUUGCAUGCGAUUACUAGAUUCCAUGUCGUGGACUGGGCCAGCGUUGCUGUAAUGCUUUCGCCAUUAUUGAUUUCGCACGCUCAACGGAGAAGAAGAGAUACCAACGUGACCGUCACAAUCGCCGCCAGUCUCCCCAUCACGUCAAAUUAUACGUCAGAACACCCUUCUUCUGCUUCCUAUCAAGCGGGGAACUUGCUGUGGACCUCAUAUCUUUACUGAAGACAGAUUGCUGGGGGCCAGCUACUCAGUUAUCUAUAGCGCACGGAAUCCAGCCGGGAAGUGACAAUCAUCGCUGCUUCUUAGAUAUCGGCCCUUGGUCGGGCCCAUCCUGCCCUGGUGCUCGAAUCAAAGAAUCCGUCACCGGACGUGUGGUGACUAGUGCAACCGGAGCUUCUCUGGGGCAUAAGACCGCCUGACACACACACCAACUCUCGCCUUUCUUCUGCCCGCCCAGCUCGCCCGUUUUUCGCUGUGAACGUCCGAAGCGUCUCCACCCCGGAAUCCGAUUCACUAUGGCGAUCGAUCUGAGUCAUACGGUCAACGCUGACCAGUCGACGUUCCUGGGCUUUGGGCUGGAGGGGAUAUUUUACGGUGCGUAGGUCUGGCACAAUUCUCCGUUGUUGUCGCUGAGGACGGAUGGGUGUGUGGGGCAGGUGUCCACCUCUUGCUCCUGGGCACCGCGCUGGUCCUCUUCGUUCGCCGCAAGUCUCUCAAGAACAGCUCCGUCGCGCCCAUCCUUGCGGCGACCCUCAUCCUCUUCUGCCUCUGCACACUGCAUUUCGCCCUCAACUUUAACAACGUGUAUGUCUCCUUGAUGGUCCAUGUCCGACCGCACAUUGCCGGCGAGACGCCUUUGCUUCUUGCGGCGGACACGUCGUUCCUCCUCGCCGAUUUCUUCGGACAGCUCGUGCUAAUUUACCGCUGCUAUCUGGUCUGGGGCCGCAACGUUUGGGCCGUCAUUCUGCCUAUCCUGCUUGCGCUGGGGUCCGUAUCAUGCGGCAUGGCGGUGACCGGGAUCGUACAACAAACCAGCCCGACGAGCAACCAGGUCCCAGUGGCGCUCAUCCCCAUGGGCGACGCGACUUUCUCGCUCUCGAUCAUCUGCAACUUCAUCACCACGGGCCUCAUCGUCGGCCGGCUGUGGAUCCUCUCGCGGGGGAUGGAUGCUGCGCUGAUUAACGGCAAGGCGCAGUCGCUCGCUCAGAAGGCCAUCGGCAUCAUCAUCGAGUCGGGUCUGCUCUUCUUCCUCACGCAGUUUGUGUUCAUCGUGCUGUUCGCACUGGCGCAUCCCGCGCAGGCGAUCAUCGAGCCCAUCGCGUGUCAGGUUUACGCGAUAUCACCUCUGCUCAUCUUGGUGCGCGUCGGCAUGGGCAUGUCGUACGAGCAGUCCACCUUCGAGACGACGGACCACGGCCGUGCCACGCACUCGCAUACAAACACACACUCGACGAGUCUCCAUUUCUCCGGCGCGAGGAUGGGGGGCAGCGCAUCCAAGAUGGAUGGGAGCACGGCGGAUUACGAAAUGGGUGCGUACGAGGAGCAGUCGAAGGAGAUCCCGUCUGUGGUGGAGGUUUGAGCUGUACUUAUAUCAUCAAAAUCUAUCGGAACAAGAUACCACUGUGUUAUAGCGAUCCAUUCUUUUCUUCUGGAUUGCCUGCGCUCUGGUUUGCAAAUAGCAACGUCGGCCAAGGCGGCUGUUCACCGCCCUCCAAUUCAGGCUUAUUGCCUUUUUGGGAGGAGACCCUGAUGAUCCAUUCGCCCAGAGACCAGGGUCAGCUGUUUUGUGCGUCCAGUGCCACGGGCGGCAAACACUCGUACAUCUGAGCUUCACCCUCAUUCUCGCUUUGCCACUGUUUCUGUCGUCCACAAAAUGACGCAGCGUCCAAGGACAUCUGCAAACCUGGCCCCUGUGCUCUACCACCACCGAUACAUAAUAUUGACGCGCUCGUCCUAAUUUCUAUGCGCAGUACAACGAUACACGAAUCAGAAUGCUCAUGCGAAUAGACGUGGAUGUUAGGAUGUGGACUGCGGGUGCAGCUGCUUCAAGUAACCCUUCCCUCUGCGUCUCCGACACCCACUGGAUCGACGGGAAACGUUGAUCCCCCGGCCGCGAUAACUGGCUGGCGACUGGCUUCAGGAUACUAUAUAUCCCGACGAUCUUCCCCGGGUCUCCACUGACGGCUGGACUCCCUCUCACUCAGUUUUGUCCGGCUUUGGGUGUUCCCGCGUGGUUAUCCCUCAUUAAUCCUGUAUGCAUGGGACUCAAAGCAAAUCGGAUCUUUCUUCUGCAUGAUAUAUUGAACCACGUCGUUCACUCUGAUUUGUCUUGAGCCCUCGACAUCGUAUUUCGCCCUCAGACACCCAAACCGUUCAUUCUAGACCCACUGCUUACACGAUCCGAAUGAGUGAUGCGGGAAUCCCAGCGGUAUUUGGGUGAAUGCCUAUGGAUGCUCACCGACGUCUCCGCUGAUCGGCCCGAAUGUCCGACGCUGGAUCACAUGGGGACUCUCGUCACCUGGAUGACCAUUCACAAGGGAACUGCCGGUGCUAGGACGAUCUUGAGCUAAGCAACUCCAACAUAUCGCUGCGGAGCAAACGAAGUAUAACAUUCUCCGCUGUUGCUCCAGUAGCCAACGUGUUGAGGCUGGCCUUCGGCCUGCUCCGAAUGAUGGAGACCCGACGUUUUCAAACAAGCAAAUUAGAGCAGGGGUCCACCCGGGAAGCGCCAUUCGAUACGAGCCUAUCUCCUUUAUGCGAUUGAUUCGUGAACAAGUCGAAUAAAGUUUGAGCUUCUUUUGCUGGGGCGCGGGUAUCAUCCACGGCUGCGUUUUCAUGUUCUUGAGCUGCUCAGUGCUUCGACAAGAGAAGUUUCAUUCGUUGCCUAUGAGUCGAAACCGGAAAACUAAGACAAGUAACUCGAUUGCUGAUGUUGGAAUACGGAGUUGAGUCAUGAAUGCCCGCAGCAUGAUUAUUCUCACACCCACGGUUCGAUCGAACACCACGUUGUCGCCAAUGGCUGCUUCGACUGCUCGCGCGUCUGACUCGACCCCUGAGUGCCAGUUAUAGACGCAAGACUUCCGAAGAGGAAAAGAAGAAAUCACACGAGCCACCGAUCUCCACUCGUCAGACGGAGAACACUCGAUCUAUCCCACACCGCGUCUGAUUCGAUUGUCAGCGGCUCCGAUGAACAUCGACGUAAAAGCCGCAUCGAAUUAACAAACCGAAAGUCUCGUAACCCACGAAACAAUACGCGUCGUUGCAGCCCUUCCCCUCGCUUUUUGUACUGCGCCCAUGCCUGACUUGUCCUCGUUCAAGACGAGGCGCUCCGCUCGCAAGCUCGGACGCCUUUCGCCCUCUCGCAGCGCAGGCAUCUCCGAAGAGAGGGACCAGCCCCUCCCAAAGACACGGAUCCGCAACUCGUUCGCCAAGACGGACUACUCGCGCACGACGCGCGACGAGAUCCAUUCGCCCAUCUCCCAUAUCGAGGCGAGUGUCUGCUGCUUCGUUCUAGGAUCCGAAUGGCUGAUACACGCGCGUCCCAGUCCCAAGAUCUGUACGCGCGCAGCUCCUACCACGACCACAGACUCAGCGUGGCGAGCGAGCCUGACGACGCAGACAGCCAACACGCCGGCACCGGCGCGAUCUGCAUCCGCUUGCGCGUCGAGUCGGGCCAGGAAUCUGUGCCGCUGCGACAGGGAUUAUGGGUACGUCCUGUGUUGUCGUUGGAUGGUCGCAAGCUGACGGGCGUGACGCGUGCAGCAACGCGUUGUGUCGGUGUUGCAUCUUUGCACGCGUGCCUCAUCCGGGUCGGGGCACGGGGAAGAGAUAGCGAAUAACGUCUGGGUGCACAAGGAAGCGUAGUUGCGAGGCGAGGCGAGGCGUGCGAACGAUGUCAGUGGAAAACUAGCGAGUGAGGGAGGAGAGAACGGGGUGAAUUGGACGAUGUACUGCGUAUCCGUGUAACUGUAGAAUAAGUACGAGCAUAAUAGUCAAAGCAGCUGGAUGAAAAACGUCUGCAGUAAACUGAAGUCCACCCACGCCCAACAUGGGGGACGGCAACGCACCGAAUCCUGCCCCUGACAACAAAUGCGUCUGCCGCGCCCACCAUGUGGUAAUGGGCCCCGAGUUUGUUUCCGGCUGUUCCCGUUUCCCGGGAAGAAUCGAGAACAGGGAGAAGAUCGAAUAGAGACUUUGCUGGUGCACGAGCUGCAAGGGCAUCGCGAUGGGACGAGGAGAGAAAUGCGAGAGUGGCGGUUGAUGCGAUCAUCUGCCAUCACUUUCUCUGCGGACGUGCCGAUUUUCCAUCUGAUCCGUCAACAUGCCGUCUCUCAGUGCAAGAACUUGUUGCACAUGCGUGAACGUGCUAAUGAACGAUUCGCGGAAUGAAUACGUCGAGGCUCAUACGCCCACUGUGAAUAGCUGUCUGCGCUGCACCACACGAGGAUGAUUUUGAUCUACAGUAGCU